GUCAUGGGCCCAGUUCUUGUAUGUCCUGGAACAUAGCCCAUAUUCUGUGUUUACAGAAUUAGGUCAUCUUUUUUUCUCCGCUGUCUUUCAAAUUGAACGUUUUUUUUUUCUCUCCAAAUGACGCGUCGUUUCAACAAAAGGUUAUUUUGGAUAAAUAGUAGUUAGUUAGCAAUACAACUAGUUAGCAACUGCUUAGUUAUAGUAGCUAGUAGUAAGCUCGUAGAUUUAGCACAAGCGGGAAUGGCUAGUUAGUUAGCUUCGUCGAUAUGCAUAAAAGAAGCUAGGCAAUUUUGCUAGUUGUAGUUGAGUUUUUUUAUUUUAUUUUUUAUUCUAGUCAACUAGCGAGCAAACAUUCAAAACGGAUACUAACAAAUUGAUUGCCUUGCUCAAGUAUGGGGAUGUGCUUGCCGUGCCUUGGUGGAGCUGGAGACGACGUGGUACCGACACCAGACCCAGAGACGAGGAGACGUCAGCUAGCAGAGGCAGCUGAGAAGAGACAGAAAGAGACAACCUACAGGGGUGUCAAAAACCCAGAAGCAGUUGAGAGAAAGAAAAAGAAACAGGAGGAGAUGAACAAACAAGAGAUGACCACGUCUCCGUCUGGAGGGGGAGGAGGGCUGAAGUGGCAGGUGGGCUAAAGAUCGACAGACAUGGAGAGAUGUAUGAAAGUCUCAAUCUACACUGAGGUUCAGUCAACAACAUGAAGAGUAUUGGUACCAGUUGACUUGAAAAUGCCUUUUUGGCUGUCUGUCCUUCUAAAAAUGUUUUAUUUUAAAUACAAGCUUUUUCAGAGGCAGUAGGAUAGUUUGCCAUGCUUCGCCUUGGUAUAAAGAAAGGCUCUGCUGCUCGAUGUUGGCCGUGUGUACCGCAGUACAUGCCUCCCCUAAUGCCAAGAUGUACAAGAGAUCUGGAUCUUUGGAACGGACAGGGGGAUCUGUAAUGAGGGUGAUUUUCGGUCUACAGAGGCGGCUGUAGGAAGUCCGUGAUGUGAUGGCAGCUUCAUGUCGUCAGGAGUUGGGUGCUCAGUGCUGCAGUCUGGUUGGUCAAUCUGAGACCAUGUGACCGGCAGUGAUCCAUCGGCCCUCUGGUUCCAUAGACGGGAGGGGCUUCCCACAUACUCCCAACAUGUCAAGGGGAGAUUACUGCCCACAGCUAGUGUUAUCCAAUAUAUGUGCUAUGUAUCAAACUAAGCAUUGUAUGUGGGCCAAAUCAUGAGCUAAAUCUUGUAGUGAAUCUGGAGAUUGGCCAAAUUCAAGAGACUAGACUGGUUUAACCCUGGAUUGUAAAACUGAAAUGGUACAUUUAAUGAUUUAACAGCAGCUGGGGUGGUGAGGUCUGUCUGUAACGCUGCUCUGGUUUCUUGAUGAUCAAUUUGUUUAGGCCCUAGUUUUAGCACACCUGGGCUACAGUCCAAACACUUAAGACGCACCCUACCCCCUUCAGCCCUCAUCAAGUGGACACUUCUGAUAACCUAUAAUGAUGAUCAAUGUUGCGAUUUAGCGAGUUGUUACAAUUUCUUGGUGUCCCUAGAUUGUUAAACUGAGAUGGUGUAACGGUAGCUAAGAUGGGGAGGGCUGUCUGGGAUAAGGCGCUGCGUUCCGAUCCACAAAACAAUUACUACGGGCUAGUUUUAUCACACCUGAAUUACUGCCCAGUUAUAUCUUAAAGUGCCACAAAGGACAGGCAAAUUAGUUGGGCAAGUACUGCCGCCCCUUAAAGGGGUACUUCAGUCUUUAUUUUUAAUGAUGCCUUUUAUUUACUUCUCCAGUCUGACCUCAUGGAUAUCAGUUUGGUCUGCAUCCAGUUUGAAGGAAGUAGCCAGCUAUUGCUUAUAGCGUUAGCAGAUACCAUAGACAUCUUCAUUUCGCUAACGCUGACAAUUGUGCCAGUUAGCCACUUCAUUUCAAACUAGAUGCAGAGACAUAAAUGGUAUUGAGGUCAUCUGACUCUGGAAGUAGACAACAGAGCCCAGUUGUCAAAAGCCUACAGUUACAAUGUACUCAUCGCCCCUCCCUCUGCUUGCCCUACCUAUAAACUCCCGAGUGGUGCACCUGUCUUAAGGUGCUGGAGACCUCACUACAGACACCCUGGUUUGAAUCUAGGCUGUAUCACAACCGGCCGUGAUCGGAAAUCCCUUAGGGCGUCGUCCGGGUUUGGCCUGUGUGGGCCGUCAUUGUAAAUAAGAAUUUGUUCUUAAGGGACUUCCCUACUUCAUUAAAAAAAUACGUAUUUAAGUGUACCCUACAACUGGUGUCGGCAACAGUAUGGUUGAUCUCCAGUGUGGAGACUGGUGUUCAGUUGUAAUAUUUUUAUGAUGUCAAUAAAGUUUUAUAACAUUU
Messenger RNA from Oncorhynchus mykiss (rainbow trout), 2339 nucleotides. NCBI's taxonomy places the organism in Eukaryota, Metazoa, Chordata, Actinopteri, Salmoniformes, Salmonidae. The record is from RefSeq and is a predicted model, not a curated record.